Molecule: messenger RNA, 3503 nt
Organism: Drosophila kikkawai
Lineage: Eukaryota; Metazoa; Arthropoda; Insecta; Diptera; Drosophilidae
Gene: alpha-Est9
Product: alpha-Esterase-9
Molecular function (GO): cholinesterase activity; serine hydrolase activity
Source: RefSeq, a predicted model, not a curated record
UCACGCCAAGCGGACGCGUAACGGGGCAACUACCUAUAUAGUUUGUUGGUAAUCAGACGCUCCUCUCUGCAUCGCUACUAUAUACCACAGACCGGCAGCUAUAGUAAUUUGAACAGUUUAGACAAAAUUAAAAAAUUUCGCGCCGCGAGCAAAGCAUGUGAUAAUCGCUUGUUUUCCAAUUUUUUCGUAUCCUGCGUGUUGAUUUUCCAUCGAGGGCUUUUCACGCGUGUGCUUGUGCGUGUGCGUGUGCGUGUGUUGGUGCGCAGGACAUAAAAGCUCCGUUUUGUUGUUGUCCUGGCAAGGCCAUUGAACAGCUGGCAGUUCCUCAACUCGGCUAGGCAUACAAACCAAAACCAAAACAAGUUUUAUAGUUGGGUUUUUUUAAAAUAUUUAUAAAAUCCCACCGCCGUCACUCCUGCCCCCCUUCAUACAGCAAAAAUAAUUUAUAAAUAACAAAUUGUCGGCUGCUUUGCUGAUUGAAUUCGAGACGAAGAGACAGCGAGAACGAGAAAAUAACCACAAAAUGUCUUCCAUGGCUGCCUUUGAUCAGUUCAAAAUUGGACUCAAAAUGGUCGACUUUAAGGUCCAGCAACGGCGAUACAGGACCAGCGAAAAGACUGUCGUCAGUACCACCUAUGGCCCCAUAAAGGGCGUCAAGCGGAAGUCCAUCUACGGCCAGUCCUACUUCAGUUUCGAGCGGAUCCCUUUUGCCAAGCCACCCGUCGGAGAGCUGCGCUACAAGGCCCCACAGCCACCAGAGGUCUGGACGGAGGUCAAAAGCUGCACCUCCCAGGGACCGAAGCCCCUGCAGAAGCAUUUUGUCUUUGAGAUGACAGACGGCUCCGAGGACUGUCUCUACCUCAAUGUCUACACAAAGAAUUUAUAUCCCACCAAACCAAUGCCUGUGAUGGUCUGGAUCUAUGGCGGUGGCUUUCAGUUUGGCGAAGCCUCGCGGGAAUGCUACAGUCCUGAUUACCUGCUUCGCGAGGAUGUAGUAGUUAUUUCGAUUAACUAUAGACUAGGACCCUUGGGAUUCCUGUGCAUGGACGAUCCCGAAUUGGAUGUUCCCGGCAACGCGGGACUCAAGGAUCAGGUCUUGGCCCUGCGAUGGGUCAAGGCGAAUUGCUCCCGUUUUGGUGGAGAUUCGGGUAACAUAACUAUUUUCGGGGACAGUGCGGGAAGUGCAUCGGUGCACUACAUGAUGAUAACAGAGCAGACUCGCGGCCUGUUCCACAAGGCCAUUUGCAUGUCGGGCAAUACGCUUUCACCCUGGGCAGUGACCCCGCAGAGAAACUGGCCCUACCGCCUUGCGGUUCAGGCUGGCUACACGGGCGAGAACAACACGCGGGAUGUGUGGGAGUUCCUGAAGAACGCCAAGGGAUCCGACAUUAUCAAGGCCAAUGGAGAGCUCUGCAUCGACGAAGAGAAGAAGGAGCGCAUAGGAUUCUCCUUCGGACCCGUGAUCGAGCCCUAUGUGACUAGCCACUGUGUGGUGCCCACGAAGCCCAUCGAAAUGAUGCGCACCGCCUGGAGCAACAGCAUACCCCUGAUCCUGGGAGGCGUCUCCAAUGAGGGCCUACUGCUAUACUCCGAGACCAAAACGAAUCCCAAGUGUCUAAAUGAGCUGGACGACUGCCGCUUUGUGGUGCCCAUCGAGCUGAACAUGGACCGAGAUAGUGCCCUGUGCCGGGAGUACGGCGAUCAGCUGAGGCAGUGCUAUUACGGCGAUAAGACGCCGAGUCUAGACACCCUGCACGAGUACCUUCAGAUGGUCUCACACGAGUAUUUCUGGUUCCCCAUCUACCGCACAGUAUUGUCCCGCCUGCUGUACGCCCCCGGGGCACCGACGUACCUUUACCGCUUCGACUUCGACUCGAAGCACUUCAACCACCUGCGCAUCCUGAGCUGCGGCAAGAAGGUACGCGGCACGUGUCACGGCGACGACCUGUCCUACCUUUUCUACAACUCGCUGGCGCGCAAGCUGAAGAACCACACGCGGGAGUACAAGUGCAUAGAGCGGCUAGUGGGCCUGUGGACGCACUUUGCCGCCUGCGGGAACCCCAACUUCGAUCCGGAGCAGCCCGAUCUUUGGCUGCCCGUGGAGCCGGCGGCCGUCGAGAAACACCAGCUGAAGUGCCUUAACAUAUCCGACGAGCUGAAGGUGAUCGACGUGCCCGAUAUGCGGAAGCUGAUGGUCUGGGAGAGCUUCUAUCGGCGCGAUGAGCUGCUAUAAUUAUUAAAGGGGGGAUCUAUCUAGAUUAAAUCAGUAGCUUUACCUAAACAGGGGAGGUUCGAAUCUCAAGGGAGGGGAGUGUAAUCUAUGGAUACUUCUGAGACAAGACAAAACUAAAGUUUUGGGAGUAUUACAAAUAUUUCCUUGACAUUGGUUCAGGAAUAGUCUUUCACAAGUUUAUGUCUUCAAAAUCCUAGACUUAAUACGAAUUUAAACCAAAUUGUAUUCGUUGAGAACGAGAACGAGCAAAGGUUUCCUGUCUCAAACUCACAACUAUCGAUUGAUUACAAAAACUUCCUUUUAGAUCUUUUAAGUAAGACGAACCACCCUGAAACUUCACGAUUCUGACAGCUUUAUGUUGAAGCCUCUGUUUGAAACAAUGCAAAGCGUAGCUUUGGGCCUGAAAUCAAGAGCGUUUACUGUUGUUAAGUUUGCCAACGUAGAGGGGAAUCCUAGUUAGGUGUGUUAAAGUUCAUCCGCCUCUCGGAUCGGAUCUAUAGUCUAAGCAGGCUGUUUAUAAGUGUAGUUAUGAGUGUGAAACAAGUCGCAACUGAAGUACCUUCUAUGAGAAACUACCAAACCAACUAAACCAAACUGAACUAAUCCAGGCAGCCAAGGAUUCUGAGCAAAGAACUUAUAUUUAACGUUCCUUCAUGUCUCGCUGAUAUCUAUAACAAGCCAACACACACAUAUAUCAACCGUAUUUUGUACGGAUCUCUUUACUCGAGAUCGCUGUAAGUCCUCGACACUAAUUUGCUUAAGGUUCCAUUCUUUUUCUUCCAUCGCCUAACGAACGCACACGUUUACAAAGAGGAAGUUUUUUCCAUUUGUGUUUCAAAAUAUAGAUGUAUAUUUAAAUGAGAAAACGAGUUAACCGUAACCAAUUUAUUUAUAUUCGUAGCCUAAGUCUUUUUAGAUAUUUAGCCUUUUGUAUGCAUAAGUUGUUUUGGUAAAAUGUUGUUUUUGAACAAACAGAGAAACCUGUCCAAGUUUUACAUCAUUUAUAUUAUACAUAACAAGCGAAUAAAAACUAAAACUAAACAACUAAACGGAAAACUGAUAAGUGGAAGACGUUUUUUGAGUGUGCACAAAAUGAUUAGGAGUAAGUCCGCCAGUUGAAACUAGUUUGUCUAAGAAUUCUCUGUGUAUCCGAGUCUGUUGGAAACCAAAUGUUUUUGUCAAAAAGCUUCAAAGUCUUGUGAUGGAAAGAAACUAUGAAAUUUGAAAGUGUAUAAAACCAUAUUUUAUUAAAAAAGAAUAAAAGCAAAGA